AUGUCGAUUGCCCCGGACGAUUCUGCUGGGACCGAUCGUAGUGAGCCGACUGCAGGCGCUGUGGAUGGAGUGAACGGUGUGGAAUACGCUGAAAUACAUCGGCCAGCUGACAGUACUGAUUCGGGCAUUGGAUCCGAUUCAGCAAAUACCAGCAAGAAUGCUCCCAAAGAACAUCUGAACGAGAAGGGAAAAGAAAUGAAACGAGAGCCACGAAUCCACUCAGACAGCGCGCCGCCUCUGGCUGAUGCAGCAACGACGAGAGACAGCGUGGUCAAAGUUAGUGAUCUGGUUCUUUGUCUCUCAUUCUAUUGCCGAUCAAAAGCAUGA
Gongylonema pulchrum is the source of this 327-nucleotide messenger RNA. NCBI's taxonomy places the organism in Eukaryota, Metazoa, Nematoda, Chromadorea, Rhabditida, Gongylonematidae. The record is from the annotation of a GenBank genome assembly.